Molecule: messenger RNA, 1080 nt
Organism: Trichomonas vaginalis G3
Lineage: Eukaryota; Parabasalia; Trichomonadida; Trichomonadidae
Product: G-protein beta/gamma-subunit complex binding
Exons: 1
Coding region: 1-1080 (359 amino acids)
Biological process (GO): adenylate cyclase-modulating G protein-coupled receptor signaling pathway
Cellular component (GO): heterotrimeric G-protein complex
Molecular function (GO): guanyl nucleotide binding; G-protein beta/gamma-subunit complex binding; GTPase activity
Source: RefSeq, a predicted model, not a curated record
AUGGGUUGUGGAGCAAGCAAACCAUCCAAUAAAAUUGCUCCUGAGCCUCCCGAAUCGACACACUCAUCGGUCAAAUUACCUGUUGAAACAGAUAUUAAGUUCGAAAAAGGUAAUUUUGAAAAACCUGACGUAAAAGCAAUUUUAUUAGGCGCCGGUGAGUCUGGCAAAUCAACAAUUUCCAGACAGCUUAAACGCUUGUACUGUGGAGGCUUUACCAACUCAGACAGGCAUCACUUUAAGAACGUAAUUAGCAUUGCAAUCAUUUCGGAUUUCAAAUUACUAAUAGAUGAUUUGAGAAAAAGUUCAUAUUCAUAUCCAAAUGAGUUAGAUGAUAUUAUGGAUCAAAUUAAGGCACUCGAAGAUACCGACCCCAUUGAUCAUCCGAUUUCCCAAUUAAUUUCGCGCGUCUGGGAAGACCCUUCAAUGAAAAGAAUAUAUGAAGAAUCAAAUUCUGUCGGAAUUGCCGAAAAUUUCGACUAUUUCUUAAAUAAUAUUUCUCAAAUCGCCGAGUCCAACUAUGUCCCAUCAGAUUUAGAUAUCCUUAAGGCAAGAAUUAGAACUACAGGUAACUCAGAUCUUAAAUUGAUGGUCGAAAAGGUAAAAUUACAAUUAGUUGAUAUUGGUGGUCAAAAGAACGAACGAAAGCAUUGGGAGUCAUGUUUCAGCCAUCUUAACUAUAUUAUAUUUGUACAAGCCCUUUCUGAAUUCGAUCAAGUUUUAUUCGAAGAUAAAGUCACAAGUAGAGUUGCAGACUCACUCGCCAUAUGGGACAUGAUCCUUAGCAAGCCUCUUCUUACUGAAUUACCGAUUUUCCUUGUAUUUAACAAGAAAGAUCUAUUCGAAACUAAAUUAAAGAAAUGUCCUGAUAGAUUCAAGACAUCUUUCCCUGAAUUCAACGGUGAUGUCAAUAAUAUUGAUGAAUGCUUGGAGUAUGUUAAGACAGUAUUUUUAAACGCUGCACCUCCUCAAAGAAGAAACAAAAUAUUCCCGAUAUUUACAUGCGCUAUGGAUGAGUGUUCCAUAUCUAAGCUUAUUAAUACAAUCGGAAAACAAAUUCUUAUUGACAAAAAUCUUUACUAA